Pogona vitticeps (central bearded dragon) is the source of this 2829-nucleotide messenger RNA. It is a transcript of the gene ZMAT3, whose product is annotated as zinc finger matrin-type 3. The record is from RefSeq and is a predicted model, not a curated record. Lineage: Eukaryota; Metazoa; Chordata; Lepidosauria; Squamata; Agamidae. Gene Ontology annotation, molecular function: nucleic acid binding; zinc ion binding.
UGGUGAUGACAGGUGAUACCAUAGUCCCAACUACAGAAGGAGCAUCCUCACAGAUGCAUCUGGUGAACAGGCAAUUAAAAGCCAUUUAUUUUGCAAAAGCCCUGCUGCUCAAUGGUUGACACACCAGUUCAGCAGGCUGCGCUUCCUUAAUGGCCAUUGCCAGGAUGGUCACCUGCGCCGUCCUAACUGCCUACCGCACCACGGCGCUUAAGGAGAGGGAGCGCUCAGAGCCAGGAUCAAGGUCCGAGGACCAGCGAUCGCUCCCUUUCUGACCACGAGUCUGCUCUUCCCAACAGCAUCCUCCGUCCGAGGGAAGACAGCAUCCUCGAGGAUCAGGACGCUGCGCACCGAAGACUCAUGCGCCCUGGGCGCGCCGUGACAGGGCAGUUUCCCCCCCAGUCUCCUCCCUGCUCCGCAGUCACUUCCUGCAGCUGUUUCUAGCAGCGUCCGGUGAUGCUGAUCGCCUCCCCCGUCCAUCUCCUCUAUACCCCUUCUAGACAGAAGCCGGCUGAAAGCCAUCAGUGUUUUUUUUUUAAGGGUCAGCUAAGGAGAGUAGGGGAGGAAGGAGUGAAGAUUUUCGGAUUCCAAGGGGAUCCUUGCAGAAAUCAUUCCGUGAGCUCGCUCGCUCUUUCUCCCUCCCCUCCCCGCUUCUCUCCUGUGUUUGGGAAGCCGAUCCCAAGUUGGUCUUGUGUCUUCAGAGGAAGCAUGCCAGAAGGCCUCUCAGCCAAUGAUCAUCUUGCAACAAGGUGGCCUUCCUCCUCCUCCUCCUCCUGAGAAGCUUCCAUCUCUUCCUAUGUCAGUGGCCACCAGGCCCACAGCCAAUUUGCUACUCUCUCCACAGAAGCCACUUGGACUGGGGCCAUCCCUGCCACUUGCACAAGAUGAGGAACUCGGGGCAGGGGUGGAGCAGGAUCCGGUCCUGGAGGAACUGUGUAAGCCUUUGUGCUGCAAGCUUUGUAACGUCACCUUGAAUUCUGCUCAGCAAGCCCAGGCCCAUUACCAGGGUAAAAACCACAGUAAGAAGCUCCGGAAUUACUAUGCUGCCAAUAGCUGCCCCAUUUCUGCCAGGAUGAGUAACUCACUUGAGCCAGCUAUGUCUCCAGUAAUUUCCCUUCCACCCCAGGGGGCGUCUCCAAAACCAGGAGGGCGAGUGAUCUUGGCUACAGAGAAUGACUACUGUAAAUUGUGUGAUGCUUCCUUUAGCUCACCGGCUGUGGCCCAGGCUCACUAUCAAGGGAAGAAUCACGCAAAGAGGUUGCGACUGGCAGAAGCACAGAACCACGCAUUCUCGGAGACACCAGACGUGGCGGGCAAAAGGAAGCUGAGGAAAGAAGGGAAUGAAUACAAGAUGAUGCAGAACAGAAGAAACAUUAGUGCUGUCCAGAAUAACACAGGUCCCUAUUUCAACCCACGCUCCCGCCAGCGGAUUCCCCGCGACCUCGCCAUGUGCGUCACCCCCAGUGGCCAGUUCUACUGCUCCAUGUGCAACGCGGGCGCCAGCGAGGAGAUGGAGUUCCGGCAGCACUUGGAAAGCAAACAGCACAAGAGCAAAGUGUCCGAGCAGCGGUAUAAGAACGAGAUGGAGAACCUUGGCUAUGUGCAAUGAGACGGGAUUCCUGCCGGCCGCUCUUUCCCUGCGCCUCUCCUGAGAAGGAGCAGCUUCCUCACCUGCUGCUUACCGUGCACCCUGCUUUUGUGCUCCGUGCCUUAGGAAAAGUGCUCCCCAGCUCUCUCUGUGUUCUUAACAACCCACCAAAACCUGAUGGCGAGUAGGUGACGUUGGGAGGUCUUCUUUUGCUCCCACUUGGCCCUGGAGGACCUGCUGUGGUGUGCCAAGUGUUCUUGUUCUGUCGAUUCAUUCGCUGAGUCUCUUCACUGCCUUCAGAGGAAACCCUGCCUCCUUCCUCUUCUCCCUUCUCCCUUCCCUCCCUUCUGCAUGAGUGAGCUUAGCCUGAGCAGUCCCUCAACUCCACAGAGGCAGGACAAGGUCCUCCUUCUCCUCUGCCUCCUUCACUUUUUUGGUAGCCUUGCCUAUUGCCACCUCUACCCUGUCUCUCCAGAAAGAGGAAAAAAUUAAAAUGGCCCUGUUAGCUGGGGAUGAUGGAAGUUGUAGUCCAACACAGGUUGGUAGAGGAUGCUGUAGAAAGGGAAGCCAAGCCAAGCAUCCUGCAGGCAGAUGGGAUAAGUGUUGAGGCCUAAAUCCAGUUGCUGCUGUCAACUAGAGUAGACCCACUGGAUCACUUUUUGAGUGGUAAGUCAAUACAUAUGUAAACCCAUUGAUUCCAUGGACCUGCUCUAGUUAGGAGCCACCUGUUGGAGGUAGGUCUCAGCAGUGUAUCCAAGGAACCUGGAUAGACAUUCUAGGAGUUUAAGAAGUGUUUUUUUCUCUGCACAAAUAAAGACUGAAGUCUCCUGUCCUCAUGGUGUUUAGGUUCCUUUACCCUUACGACCUCCUGACAUGCCAUCCUACAAGGUUGUUUCUGGUUGUUACUACUGUAAAAGGGUGAAUUUGGGGAGUUCCUAACAUUUGACUUUUUUUUUUUUUUUUUUGCAGAACCAACAUCAGUAUAAAAUUUGCUGCAAAUCUCAGCUGUUCGAUUUGCAGUAUCUGGGGUGUAUAUUUUGAAGCUUAUCAUUUCAAGAUCCUGAUUAGUUCUCAAUGACCUCUUCAGAUUACAUGUGAGAAAAAGAUCCUUGUCGCUCAUGUACAUACAGUUGAACAGCAGCAGUUCUCUUAUGAAUGCACUGCAUUUCUGUAACUUCAGGUGUCUUUUUCCUCUCCUCCAAUUUAUUUUAUUUAUUUAUUUAUUUAUUUAGUAGGUUUCUAUC